This is a messenger RNA of Triplophysa dalaica, 795 nucleotides long. RefSeq names its product cholesterol 25-hydroxylase like 3 (gene ch25hl3). Lineage: Eukaryota; Metazoa; Chordata; Actinopteri; Cypriniformes; Nemacheilidae. Gene Ontology annotation, biological process: cholesterol metabolic process; sterol biosynthetic process. Gene Ontology annotation, molecular function: C-4 methylsterol oxidase activity; steroid hydroxylase activity; iron ion binding. The record is from RefSeq and is a predicted model, not a curated record. The transcript has 2 exons. Bases 1 to 795 code for a protein of 264 amino acids.
AUGAUUAUUCUCGUAUUACUGAUUCUCGGCAUCGAUGCCUUACUGCAGUGGAUUUGGGACUUGGUGUAUGCCAAGCGUCAUGUUUUCCUCAUGUCACCCCACUGGAGCGUUUGCGCGGCUUUCUCCGCUCAUAUCAUCUUCUCUGCACCCUUCAUGAUCCUGGAUCUCCUGAGCCCACACGUGCGAUGGCUUCAGGAGUACAGGAUCAGCCGUCAAGUCGCUGCUGUCCAUCAGUGGUUUCAAUGUGCAGCGCGAAUUUUAUGGAAAUACGCGGUUGGGGUUUUGCCGCUGACUUCACUGUUUCUGUUUGUGCGGAAUACUCAUUUCCCAGAAAAGGCACCGUCAUUUUUCCUUGCCUUGAAGGAAUGUGUUUUCAGUUUACUCGUGUUUGAUACGUUAUUUUUCAUGUUUCAUUACAUCAUUCACAAAAUUCCUUGGCUAUACCACAGAGUCCAUCGUAUUCACCACCUCAGCAGGGACACAUUUGCACUGGCAGCUCAAGACUCAAGUAUAUCUGAACUGCUGUCUCUUCAAGUCCUUGCCUUUAUUAGUACCAUGUUGGUGGGCUGCCAUCCUUUAAGUGAAAUCCUCUUCCAUGUGUUUAACACCUGGAUGGCUGUGGAGGACCACUGCGCCUAUGACUUUCCCUGGGCGCUGCAUCGGCUGCUGCCAUGCUUUGGUGGGGCUCCGUAUCACUUGGCCCACCAUCAGCAGUUUAAAGGCAACUUUGCCCCUUACUUUAGACACUGGGACUGCAUCUUUGGGACCUCAUUACAGACUCCAAGACAUAAAUGA